AUGAAAUUCAAAAGACAGUGGGAGGGAAAGACCGACUUCUUUGCCCGCAAGCGCCUGGUCAUACAAGAUAAGAACAACACACCCAAGUACCGGAUGGUCGUCCGCUUCUCCGACCGGGACAUCUGCUGCCAGAUCGCCUAUGCCAUGGCUGAGGGCGACAUGAUUGUGUGUGCGGCCUACUUACACGAGCUGCCGAAGUACGGGGUCACCAUGGGCUUGACAAACUACGCAGCAGCCUACAGCACUGGUCUACUGCUGGCCCACAGACUUCUGAACAAGUUUGGCCUGGACAAGGUGCAUGAAGGCCAGGUGGAAGUGACGGGCGAUGAUUUCAACGUGGAGAGCAUUAAUGGUCAACCAGGUGCGUUCACCGGCUACCUGGAUGCCGGGCGUGACAGAACCACCACCGGCAACAGGGUGUUUGGUGCCCUGAAGGGGGCUGUGGGCGGAGGCCUGCCCAUCCCACACAGCGCCAAGCGCUUCCCUGGCUAUGACCCAGAGAGCAAGGAGUUCAACGCUGAGGUUCACUGCAAGCACAUCAUGGGCGUCAAAGUGUCCGAGUACAUGAGCUUCCUGUUGGAGGAGGACGAGGACGAGCUUCCUGUUGGAGGAGGACGAGGAUGUGCUUCCUGUUGGAGGAGGACGAGCUGA
Molecule: messenger RNA, 651 nt
Organism: Cyclopterus lumpus (lumpfish)
Lineage: Eukaryota; Metazoa; Chordata; Actinopteri; Perciformes; Cyclopteridae
Product: 60S ribosomal protein L5-like
Exons: 2
Coding region: 1-651 (216 amino acids)
Biological process (GO): translation; ribosomal large subunit assembly
Cellular component (GO): cytosolic large ribosomal subunit; ribosome
Molecular function (GO): structural constituent of ribosome; 5S rRNA binding
Source: RefSeq, a predicted model, not a curated record